Molecule: messenger RNA, 1024 nt
Organism: Eucalyptus grandis
Lineage: Eukaryota; Viridiplantae; Streptophyta; Magnoliopsida; Myrtales; Myrtaceae
Product: probable glycosyltransferase At3g42180
Exons: 2
Coding region: 14-1024 (336 amino acids)
Molecular function (GO): glycosyltransferase activity
Source: RefSeq, a predicted model, not a curated record
AAGCCACAUAGAGAUGAUGAAGAGAUUCAAGAUAUGGACAUACAGAGAAGGAGACCAGCCUUUGGUCCACUAUGGACCGAUGAGAGGCCUAUACGGCAUCGAAGGCCAGUUCAUCGACGAGAUGGAGGACAAGCAGAACCCGUUCAGGGCUCGCCGUCCUGACGAGGCGCACGCCUUCUUCCUCCCUUUCAGUGUGGCCAACGUCAUCAACUACGUGUACACGCCGAUCCUCUCCAUGAGCGACUACUCACGCGAGAGAUUGCAGAGAUUCGCGGGUGAUUACGUUAGCGUCGUAGCAAAUAGGUAUAGGUAUUGGAAUCGUAGCGGUGGUGCUGAUCAUUUCAUGGCAUCUUGUCAUGACUGGGGUCCAGAUAUCUCAUCAGCCAACCGUGAGCUCUUCAAGAACUUCAUCAGAGUCCUCUGCAAUGCCAACACUUCAGAAGGAUUCAGACCAGAAAUAGAUGUCUCCAUGGCGGAUGUCUACUUAACUCGUGGGAAACUCGGCCCUCCUCGCUUAGGGCUAGAUCCUAGCAACCGCACAAUCCUCGCCUUCUUCGCGGGGGGAGCGCACGGCUUCAUCCGUGAACUCUUGCUCGAGCAUUGGAAGGACAAAGAUGCUGACGUCCAAGUACACGAGUAUCUUCCUAAGGGCCAGCACUACACUCAAUUGAUGGGGAAGAGCAAGUUCUGCUUGUGCCCUAGCGGGUUCGAAGUAGCAAGCCCGAGGAUCGUGGAAUCGAUUUACGCAGGAUGCGUUCCUGUGAUAAUCAAGGACGAUUAUUGGUUGCCAUUCAGCGAUGUUCUCAACUGGAGUAAAUUCUCAAUUCAGAUUCCAGUUAAGAAGAUAAAAGAUAUCAAGACGAUUUUGCAAGCGAUCCCAAAUCAAAAGUACGUGAAAUUGCAAAAAAGAGUGGUCAAAGUUACAAGGCACUUUGAGUUGCAUCGGCCGGCAAAGCCGUUCGAUGUGAUCCACAUGAUACUUCAUUCCGUGUGGCUAAGAAGGCUAAAUUUAAAGCUGGAAUAG